UUAAAAAAAUUAAAAUAAGUUAGUUGGAGUGUACAGUUUUGUAAAAUAGGAUCAUAUUCAGUUGGAAUAUUGAUUAAAUUGAUAUGAUUUUCUCUGACAGUUAAAAUUUCAACAAUGCCAAACAGAACCAUCAUCAUGGAUUUCUUGCUUAUGGGAUUUUCUGAGCAACGGGAAUUCCAGAUUUUGCAUUUUGUGGUCUUCCUCAUGAUGUAUCUGGUUAUACUGAUAGGAAAUCUUCUUCUCAUUAUUCUGGUAGUAAUGGACAACCAUCUUCAGACACAAUGUAUUUCUUUCUGGUCAAUUUAGCAAUUGUUGAUCUUGGAUCUACCACUGUCAUCAUUCCCAGAUCAAUAGCCAGCGCCCUUGUGAAUAUAAGAAAGAUAUCUUAUUCUGAAUGUGCUGCACAAAUGUUUUUCUUUCUUUUUUUCCUGUCAUCUGACCUUUUCCUUCUCACUGCUAUGGCCUAUGACAGAUAUGUGGCUAUCUGCCAUCCUUUACAUUACAUGUCUGUGAUGAAAUGGGGAAGCUGCUUCCGGAUGGCAGGGAGCGCAUGGAUGCUAGGCUUUCUUAAUGCUGCCAUGCAUACAGGAACUCUCUUUUCAUUGCCUUUCUGUUCUGCAGUCAUCCAUCAGUUCUUCUGUGAAAUCCCACACCUCAUGAAGAUUUCCUGCUUCAAUUCCAAAUUCCAUGAAAUCUCUGUUCUUCUUUUAAGUACUUUAAUUGGUGGUGUUUGUUUUAUGUUAAUUAUCAUGUCCUAUGUAAAAAUCUUUAAGACUGUAUUGAGCAUGUCCUCAAUGGCCAGUAGACAAAAGGCCUUCUCUACUUGCAUUCCCCAUCUCCUCGUUGUUAGCUUAUUAUGUUGUACAGGAGCAUUUUCCCAUUUGAUUCCAAAUUCUGGAUCUUCUUCCAAUUGGGAUGAAGUCCUUGCAGUGAUCUAUUCUGUGAUCCCUCCAAUGAUAGAAUAGAAUAGAAUAGAAUUUUUUAUUGGCCAAGUGUGAUUGGACACACAAGGAAUUUGUCUUGGUGCAUAUGCUCUCAGUGUACAUAAAAGAAAAGAUACGUUCAUCAAGGUACAACAUUUACAACACAAUUGAUGAUCAAUAUAUCAAUAUAAAUCAUAAGGAUUGCCAGCAACAAGUUAUAGUCAUACAGUCAUAAGUGGAAAGAGAUUGGUGAUGGGAACUAUGAAACGAUUAAUAGUAGUGCAGAUUCAGUAAAUAGUCUGACAGUGUUGAGGGAAUUAUUUGUUUAGCAGAGUGAUGGCCUUCGGGAAAAAAAUGUUCUUGUGUCUAGUUGUUCUGGUGUGCAGUGCUCUAUAGCGUUGUUUUGAGGGUAGGAGUUGAAACAGUUUAUGUCCAGGAUGCGAGGGAUCUGCAAAUAUUUUCACGGCCCUCUUCUUGAUUCGUGCAGUAUACAGGUCCUCAAUGGAAGGCAAGUUGGUAGCAAUUAUUUUUUCUGCAGUUCUAAUUAACC
Molecule: messenger RNA, 1473 nt
Organism: Ahaetulla prasina
Lineage: Eukaryota; Metazoa; Chordata; Lepidosauria; Squamata; Colubridae
Product: olfactory receptor 14I1-like
Exons: 1
Coding region: 282-965 (227 amino acids)
Biological process (GO): G protein-coupled receptor signaling pathway
Cellular component (GO): membrane
Molecular function (GO): G protein-coupled receptor activity; olfactory receptor activity
Source: RefSeq, a predicted model, not a curated record